UGUGUGCAAACCAGUCACCCAAGGAGGCUCCAAGUAACAAGAAAGCCAGACAACUGAGGACCUCCUUCAAAUACUAGGAUGGCAGAAGAGUGGGGGAAUCAAGUAUAUGCUGCCAGGCGGCACCAGGAAGAUACAACAAGAGGCUCUGCCUUUACUUACACAAACAGCAACUACACCAAAGAUCCCUUUGAGGGUCCCAAUUACCACAUUGCUCCACGAUGGGUUUACAAUCUUUCUACGCUCUGGAUGUGUAUUGUCGUCAUUCUAUCAGUCUUCACCAAUGGUCUUGUGUUGGUGGCCACAGCAAAGUUCAAGAAGCUCCGUCACCCUCUGAAUUGGAUCUUGGUCAAUCUCGCUAUCGCCGAUCUUGGAGAGACAGUUUUUGCCAGCACCAUCAGUGUUUGCAACCAGUUUUUUGGCUAUUUCAUUCUGGGACAUCCAAUGUGCGUGUUUGAGGGCUACACUGUCUCAGUUUGUGGAAUUACUGCUCUUUGGUCCCUGACUAUCAUCUCCUGGGAGAGAUGGAUCGUUGUGUGCAAACCUUUUGGCAACAUCAAGUUCGAUGCCAAAUGGGCCACAGGUGGAAUUGUGUUCUCCUGGGUCUGGUCAGCAGUUUGGUGUGCUCCUCCCAUCUUUGGAUGGAGCAGGUACUGGCCUCAUGGACUGAAGACUUCCUGUGGACCUGAUGUAUUCAGUGGAAGUGAAGAUCCCGGAGUCCAGUCCUAUAUGAUUGUUCUCAUGAUUACAUGCUGCCUUAUUCCCCUGGCUAUCAUCAUCCUGUGCUACCUUGCAGUGUGGUUGGCCAUCCGUGCUGUUGCCAUGCAGCAGAAAGAAUCCGAGUCGACCCAGAAGGCUGAGAAAGAAGUAUCCAGAAUGGUCGUUGUCAUGAUCGUAGCUUACUGUGUCUGCUGGGGUCCUUACACCUUUUUCGCCUGCUUUGCUGCGGCUAACCCCGGCUAUGCCUUCCAUCCUCUGGCUGCUGCCAUGCCUGCAUACUUCGCAAAGAGUGCCACCAUUUACAACCCAGUUAUCUAUGUCUUCAUGAACCGACAGUUCCGCACAUGCAUCAUGCAGCUCUUUGGCAAAGAAGUGGAUGAUGGCUCUGAGGUAUCCACAUCAAAGACAGAGGUCUCCUCCGUGGCUCCCGCAUAAACCACCAUGUUCUCAAUGUUGGAAAAAAUAUUUUGAUUUGUACAGCAUAUAUUUAUUGUUUGAUUUCUUUCUUUUUUGUUAGUGAUUAUAGCUGUCUGGCAAAUGGAAAAAAUACAAAAAAUACAUAUACAAUGAAUGAAUCAUUAUAUCACGAGUCUUGUUUUUCAAAUGCAUUAAAAAAAUAUUGAGCAUA
Mugil cephalus (flathead mullet) is the source of this 1345-nucleotide messenger RNA. RefSeq names its product red-sensitive opsin. Gene Ontology annotation, cellular component: photoreceptor outer segment; membrane. Gene Ontology annotation, molecular function: G protein-coupled receptor activity. Bases 79 to 1152 code for a protein of 357 amino acids. The record is from RefSeq and is a predicted model, not a curated record. The transcript is spliced from 6 exons. Lineage: Eukaryota; Metazoa; Chordata; Actinopteri; Mugiliformes; Mugilidae. Gene Ontology annotation, biological process: phototransduction; visual perception; G protein-coupled receptor signaling pathway.